Ochlerotatus camptorhynchus is the source of this 2896-nucleotide messenger RNA. RefSeq names its product zinc finger protein 432-like. Gene Ontology annotation, cellular component: nucleus. The coding region runs from base 100 to 2772 and encodes 890 amino acids. The transcript has 6 exons. The record is from RefSeq and is a predicted model, not a curated record. Gene Ontology annotation, biological process: regulation of gene expression. Lineage: Eukaryota; Metazoa; Arthropoda; Insecta; Diptera; Culicidae.
UUUUCCCCGACUAUCAUUGCUGACAACGUUCUGCAAUGAAAAUUUUGUGAAUUCGUUAUUUACAUCAGUUGAAACUAGCUAAAAUUGCGCUCAAUCACAAUGAUGCUCAGCGAAGGAGCAGUCGUCCUGGAGGACCUGCACCAGCAAAUAGAGGAAACCAUCCACUACUGCUACGUGUGUAACAUACCGGUUUCCAACACCACCAACAACCUAUGCCAUCUGUUCUCGAUCAUGAGCGAGGAAGACGAAGCUCUAAGUCCGGCCAACAUUCUUGCCAAUAUGCUUCAGUUGGACAUAACGCCGGAACUUUCCCACUCGCAAGCAAUCUGCAUUCAAUGUAACCUACUUUGCAACGAGUAUCAACAGCUGCUUGAUCGAUUGGAUUCCAUCAAACUUCAAGUGACCGUUAGCUACAACAGUACGGUUACCAAGCUGGCAGCUAGCUUAACGGCUAAGGAACUGGUUGAAGCAGAAGCCGAGGCAUUGGAUGAUUCCAGCAUGUCCCAGGAUCUUGGGCUAACAGAUACUGAUACUGAUAUGAUAGCGAUUCCACUGGGCGAUCUUACGGGUGUUGUUCCAGUCACAUCCGAUGUUGCAAUAGAGUCCGACUCAGAAACUACCACCGAAACCAUUAUGCAGCGAAUGCCAAAGCUUCAUCUUAUUCCUCGACAAACCGAACCCUCGGAAGCACUUUCCCCAUCGAAGAACAAUUCUCGUUCAAUUAUAAAAGUUCUACAAAAUCCUAUAUCCAGCCAUUCAACGGGCACUUCCAUCGAAAGCGACAUCGACAUAUGUGAGGUUCCCUCGACGGCAAUCACAAUGGAACAGUUCUUCGACGGUGGCGACGGAAACAUGGUGGAAAUUAUAACCGAUGCCAACUCGACGGACUACAUUUACGAAAAUGUGAUCGAGACCAUUGGUGCACCGGAAGAUGACGAUCCCGGUGAAAGCGAGGAUGAAGCAUGCAGCUCAAUAUUGGCCCUCGAAGGAGGCAGCUCCACGACUGCAAAGAUGAGCGAAGGCGAUCAGCUGGUGGAGAGUCAUUCGGAAAAGAGUUCGGAAUUUACUAUAUCGGAGCAGGCCUUCGGACAGGAAGCGGAUCCCGACAGUGCUCAGAUCUUGAUAGCCGCGGCGAACGAGAGCCUGAACCGCAUGAAGGCCAAGCUGGAAUCGCUGUUCUUCAAAACCAAUGACAACUACUACUGCGCUCUGUGCAACGCCAACGGUGGCCCAUCGACGGCUCACAACGUGAAAACCGUCGCCAUCCAUCUGAAGAACGACCACAACGAAAAGAUCCUUAUCUGCGAGCACUGCGAUGCGGUGUUCCGCCGGCGUACGGAAUACAACCAACAUCUGGACCACCAUGUGGCCCAGGAGCUGACCGAUUUCCGUUGCGAUGUCUGCCAGACCAAGUUCAACAACAUCCGGUCACUGCGAAUGCACCGCAAGAAUCACGUGGCCACGCCCAAGGUGUGGUCCUGUGAGGUCUGCGAGAAGAAGUACAGCUCCAAGAAUCUGCUGGACGAGCACAUGAACAUGCACUCGGGUAAGCGCCCGUUCAAGUGUUCCCUUUGUCCGAAGGACUUCGCCUCCAAGUACACCCUGACGGCUCACAUGAAGAUCCACCAGGAUCGGGAGCGACUGUACAGCUGCAAAGAGUGCAACAAAGGCUUCUACAGUCAGAACAAUCUCCUGCAACAUGAGAAAAUCCAUUCCGGCGUGCGGGAUUACUGCUGUCCCGAUUGCGGGAAAACCUUCAUGUCCCAACACAAUCUGGACAUCCACAAAAUCGUCCACCUCAACUACAAACCCUUCAUCUGUCGGACGUGCGGAAAAGGAUUCGCCCGGAAAGCGGAAAUCAAAGACCACGAACGUACUCACACCGGAGAACGUCCGUUCGUUUGCGACAUUUGUGACGCUAGUUUCUCCCAGCGGUCUAACCUACAAUCGCACAAACGGGCAACGCAUUUCAAUGACAAACGGUACAAAUGCGACAUCUGCAGUCGGUGCUUCAAACGCCGGCGGUUGCUGGAUUACCACAUCAAGGCAUGCCACACCGGCGAACGACCGUACAAAUGCGAUGUCUGCUCGGCGACCUUUGUCUACCCGGAGCACUUCAAGAAACAUCAGAAGAUCCACACCGGGACGAAACCGUUUGCUUGCGAGGUUUGCAGCAAAACCUUCAACAGCCGGGACAACCGGAAUGCCCAUCGGUUCGUGCACAGCGAUAAAAAACCAUAUGAGUGCGUCACCUGUGGAGCGGGAUUCAUGCGAAAACCCCAGCUGUACUCGCACAUGCAACAACGGGGCCAUCUCAACGAUACAAUCGUGGUCAACCAGCCGAGGAUAACGAGCGAGGAUAUGCUGGAGUUUGAUACCACCACUGACUCGAUAGGAGACCCGGUCGAGUUCGAUACCAAGGAUGGAAUCAUUCUGGAGGAAGACGUUGACGGGGAGCAUAUUCUGAUGAGGGAUGAGUACUAUAUCGAGGAAGAAGAUAUCGAAGAGGAGGAAGAAGAUGAAGAACUACACACGGUCAUAGCUGGUACGAGCAGCAGCAGUAACAGCCAGACGGCGACUCAGCUGCACCUUCCCGAUGCGGUGGAGCUCUCGGAAUCGACAGCACUGCUGGCGUCUAGCGAAGGGUUCAUCGAGGAAUCCGACAUCAUUAGUCAUGAAGUCGAUGACGAGGGGCUGCAACUGGUGAAGCUGAAGAUUACCAACCCCGACGGGAAGGAAGGCAUCACAUGGGUCAAUUUGGUUUCCCAAUGAAAUGUGGGUUGAAGAUUUGGAACAUUUGGGUACCUAGGUACUUCCAAAGAUAGCUAUUAUUAUAAUAAUAGGUAAUGAAAGUGAAGAAUUCGGCUAAAAGUGUUGAAAUGCUUUAAAGUAAGUA